Messenger RNA from Cloeon dipterum, 2273 nucleotides. Its product is annotated as sialomucin core protein 24-like. Lineage: Eukaryota; Metazoa; Arthropoda; Insecta; Ephemeroptera; Baetidae. Bases 197 to 913 code for a protein of 238 amino acids. The record is from RefSeq and is a predicted model, not a curated record. Gene Ontology annotation, cellular component: cytoplasmic vesicle. The transcript is spliced from 5 exons.
AUUUGUUAGAAAAAUACUGCUGCUGGUACUCCCUCAUUCGUUGCUGGCAGAUCCUUGUUUCUUUUCCUCCUUCGUGUCUUGUGACCAGUCGAGUCGGCGGCUAAACCGUUUCGUCGCCAGGGCAGUAGCCGGAGGAAAGCGAGGAAAGAGUGUUUUUGGCGAGUUAAGUUCCGGAAAGAGCUAAAGAUCGUGCACGAUGGCCGCCUGGACAACGGCACUGGCCUGCUUCGUGGCCUCUGCACUGCUGGUACUCACCACAGCCCAACAGAUUCCCACAGAUUGUUUGUCAAUUAAGAAUUGCAGCAGCUGUGUGUUGGCCAAUAAUUGCACAUGGACUUUGAACGAGAACAACCAAUCAUCCUGUACCAAUGUGGACACAAAAUUUGCCUCAAAGGCAAGCAAGCUUGAUGAGUGCAAAUGGCUGACUAAUUGCAAUCUCAAGGAAAAUUGCUUGAGUUGCACUGAAUUGAAGUACAAUGGCAAUCAAACCUGCCAGUUUGACACAAAACACAAUCUGUGCUCUUUCCUUAUCACUCACACCGACGCUGCUGAUGAUCUUGUGGAUCAACCAGAUAAAUGCAAAGAUUUUCCAACACCGUCUGUUCCAACCACAACCCCCACUACAACCACAAGCAGCAUCAACACCACCACAUCUACCAGCACUACUUCAACCACCACUUCAACCUCGACCACGACCCCGAGUACCACUACACCUACGACGACUGUUCCAACUACCACAUCAACUAAAGCCCCAUCCACCACAGUCGCUCCUGUUCCUCCUGUGCCUGGGCGCAAGUUUGAUGGCCCCAGCUUCAUAGGAGGGAUAGUUCUGGCUCUGGGCUGCAUGGCCAUCUCUUUUGUCGCCUGGAAGUUCUACAAGGCGCGCACUGAGCGCAACUACCACACUCUGUGAUAAGCGAAAACGUUUGAUGCUGUUUAUUGUAGAUGCCUACAGAAUCUGAUGCACUCAGAGUUCAUGAUGUUUGGGUUUUUAUGUUCUUCAAGCUACUUUGGUGAGAAACGAGGUGUUAUUUUUCUACAUUUCCAUUUUUAUCUAAAUGAAUUGUAGUGUCCAAAAUUAUAAAGUAGAAAAAUAUUUUUGUUUUUGCAGCUACUAAUAAUAAUAGUUCGUCUAGGAUAUCAUAUUUGGAGCUGUGUUGACCAUUUUUUUUAAUUGGUAGAUUAGAGCUAUUUUUUAAUCAAUUUGCCUUUGAUGAUCAUACUGUUUUCUUUGUCCUAAUGACAACCGAUAUUGAGCAACAGUAUUUUUCUGGGGAUUGGGACGUUAAAUUAUGUUUAACACAAUAGAAUGUUAAAAACUAGCCAGUAUCGAGUUGCGUAGUGAACAACUAAGCAAUGGGAUUGUUAGCUGAGAAGGCAAGGAUGAUAUGAAGAAUGGAAAUGCUGAUUUAGCAAAAGAGAUUCUCUGAGUUAGUUGCAAACAUUGAGAGCUGCGUCAGUAAGUGAGUUUCGUAAAAACAGUAAUGAAAGUAAAGUACGCAAAAAUAAACACCUCAUUAAUCAUCAAAGUAGGAAAGCCAAACUCAUGAAUUUAAUGGGUGAAUGGGGGUGGGGGGGCUAGUUACAUCAAGGAGUAAAGGAGGGAGAGAAAAGAGAGCUGUUCUUGUUUGCCAUUUCACCGCACCGUCCAGUGGCAUUCCUUUUCUAUUAGAAUUCAAUUUAACUCAACUGAAGUGUGAAACUUUGGUAACACUUGUUUCGGGGAAUAUGAACAAAAUAUGGAAUCUCUGAGGCCCAGGAUCCGUCACAUGUUUGUACGUAAACACAAGCGUGGCUUUUAUUGAUGCAAUUUAAUACAAUAGAAGUUACAAUUUGCUAUUCACACACUUUCACAACAUAUAAUACAAUAGGCUUAGUCUGCUGUGCGUGCUCUUUGCUGACCCUCGAGCACAAUUUCUCGCUAUUCACACAUAAGUAAUGUAAGUUGCGGUAAAUCUCAUGACAGCACCUCGCCUGGCUUCUCAAUCACCAAUUUCUCAGUCUUGAACAUGCGGCUGAUCAUCGCCUGCAAAAAAGCAUCACGUUGUGACUGAGGAUGCGGUAUAUAUGUCGGGGAGGAGUCAAACACAAAGAGCACAGCUUUUUUGUUUCAAACGUUGAAGCGCAGGUGCAUUCAAGAAACUAGAAAAUUAGUAAUCCUAACGUUUAACUAUUUCUGAUUGUAAACCCAAAUAAAAUAUAAGAAAGACUUGCUCUGAAUAUAUUAAAGAGACCAAACAAUAUGAAGAAUAUAUUUAAUUUGACAAUGUUGA